Molecule: messenger RNA, 285 nt
Organism: Colletotrichum truncatum
Lineage: Eukaryota; Fungi; Ascomycota; Sordariomycetes; Glomerellales; Glomerellaceae
Source: RefSeq, a predicted model, not a curated record
AUGGAGACGUCAACCACGCAGUCCCUUAUCAUUUCCCUGGCAAUCGUUGUCGCCGUUUUUGUUGGUGGCUUCUUCGCUUACCAGCAGGGCAUGUUGGACCCCAUCAUCGAGCAGAUUGGUAUCAUGAUGUUCAAGGCAAAGGCCGAGGCGGAGAAGAAGAAACUUCAGGCCCAGGGGCAGAAGGCCGGACAAGACUUUGUUGAUGAGCAGCUCAAGGGAAACAAACAAGCGGCUGAGGUCGCGGACGGCAUUGGAUCCCUCGGCGGACUGAAGAAGCAGCUUUAA